Capsaspora owczarzaki ATCC 30864 is the source of this 2553-nucleotide messenger RNA. RefSeq lists its product as hypothetical. Bases 1 to 2553 code for a protein of 850 amino acids. Gene Ontology annotation, biological process: protein transport to vacuole involved in ubiquitin-dependent protein catabolic process via the multivesicular body sorting pathway. The record is from RefSeq and is a predicted model, not a curated record. The transcript has a single exon. NCBI's taxonomy places the organism in Eukaryota, Filasterea, Ministeriida, Capsasporidae. Gene Ontology annotation, cellular component: endosome.
AUGCUGAUCCAAAGCAUCCCGGCUCGGAAGCCGAUCAACGCGACGACGGCCAAAUCGCUGCGGAUUGUCGCGCCGUUACUUGUUGCUCCCGAAGACCAACUGCAUCCCAGAGCACGACCGACGCCCACAUCCAUCGCCAGUCAUGCUACUCCAAUAGCCUCUGCUGCUAGAAGUGCACCGGGCAUGAAGAGUCGGGCGGGCUCGACUGCAGCUGCUGGCAGUGGAACCGCAGGGACGCGUGAAACAGCAGCGCGAAACGGUUUCAAAACCGCUUCAAAUCCUAGUUCUGCAAGCAGCACGACUGCAGCGUCAAAGCACCAAUCCGGCGAUGUAAGCCAGCAGUGGAAUGCGUGGCAUCGUCAAAUCGAGCGUUUGGAGGCUGCACGGAGGCUGCUUGCGGGAACAAGCUUGACCUCGAGCGCGGGAGUCGCCGCCGCGAUUGAGCGGCACGUCGCCUAUCUCCAAGUGCUCGACCAGUCCGGCGACGCCUGGGACAAGCUGUGCGCAGAGUACGUGUCCUUUGUUUCGAGCACCGACAAGGGCAAAAAGCUGCAAAAGAAGGGCGGCGUGCCGACGCUCCCGGCAGUGUUUCAUUGGCUCGAAGCCGGAACCAAGGCAGUCGAAGUCGCUCAUAGUAGCCUGGCCACCGAGCGUGCUACCGUUGUGUAUAACAUUGGCGCUCUUUACUCGCUGCUGGCGGCGAGCCAGGUCAUGUGGGAUACGGAUGGCAUUCGCCAAGCGUGCAAGUACCUCCAAAUCUCAGCAGCCAUCUUCCUGCAGCUGCGAGACGAGUUGGCACAGAGUCCAUCACCAACCACGGCCCGCGACCUCGAGCAAGAGACACUGGCCGUCAUGACACACCUGGCCAUUGUUCAAGCGCACGAGUGUCUGUGGACUGCCAUUGUUGUAUUUGCCGGAGCAACUGGCACCCUUCCCAGUGACUCUUCCCCUGGCAGCAGCGACCCUCUUGCACGCCAACAGGUGUUGUCAUCGCAGCAGCAGCAGCAGCAGGCACCCUCGUCUCCUUCUGGGCAGGCUACCAAUGGACUUGACGCGAUGGCUCAGGAGCUCAUCGACGGGAUGCAACGCGAGGAGUCCAGUGACGCCGUGGCAGCGAUGCCUGCUUCGUUGGCGUCGACGAUUUCUGCAGUCACGCUCUCAAAGGUCGCUGCUCACAUCGCGGACGAGUACCGGUUUCUCCUUCUUGGCCUGGGGGUUUCUCCCACAGCCAUCACACCCGCCGUGAUCGGGGCAGUUCCAACGCUUGCGCAUCCCUUUGCCGCGACUUCAUACGAGACGGGCACUUUUUACAAGCCCGCGAGCUCCACGCCAACGGGUCCAACCAAGCACGUUCGAAUCGAAACGUGCGAUGCGCUGGAGAGUCUUGUGCAUCGGGCCAGCCAGCGGAAGGCCAAGGAUCGAUUCCAGUUUCCGGCAGACUGGCAAUCGGUCUUUGAUGUCAAGCGCGAUUGGUUUUUGAGCGAGGCCCACCACUUUCGAGCCCGAGCACUGUUCAACAGCGAGGCGUAUGGUGACGCGGUCGUUCAUUCCGCCAUGGCAGUAUCUCUCGGUACAGCCGCAGUAGGUAAAGCUGCACACUUUAGGGUUCUCAACGAGAGCGCCAAGCACUGGGCAAUCGCACUGCGAGACCGGAUUUCGCCACAACAGGCGCGUUUUGACCGCGAAAACCGGACCGUGUACUUUUCUCGCAUUCCCGCUGGGUCUGAGCUGUAUCCGCCUGCACGAAGCUCAGUGCUUCGGCCGCUGACAGACCUUGUUCCGGGUAUUUUGAACGGUACGCUCGCUACUGGAGGUGUGCCAUUGACAAGGCCGAUCCACCAGGAAGAACAGACCCCGGCAAGAGAAACGGGUCAGCCGGACGAAGAUGGCUCUCGGAUCUCUGUCUCCAGUGCAGAAAAUCGUCCGCCUGGAACAGGGGAGGCGAACGAUACAGCUUUGGACAAACCAUCAGCGCAGCCUGCCACCAACCCAAAGAUGCUCGCGUCUCCCGAUCAGGCGGAGGCUCAAAUCACACCAAGGCAGCUGACCGCAGCCGAGCUGCAACAUGAAUUGACAGCGCGUAUUGCGGAGGUGCAGGACAUGCUGCACGACCUUGCCCUCAUCCGAAAUGCUCCUGAUCUCGCCAGCGCGGUGGCUUGCGACGAGUGUCAGCAAGUGUUGGUGUAUCUCGACUGUGUGGAAGAUUGCGAGACGUCGGAUUUUGACACCCUGGCACACUGCAAACUUCCCCAUUGCAGCGAGGUGCGACAGUUGUGGGAGCUCUUGUGCAAAGCGUCCAAGUCGAAAGCAACUGCCGAGUCAUCCGAGUCGCGCCGCACCAUCGAGCGUCUGACUGUGACAUUGACCCUUCUGGAUCAAAUCGAGGCCGCAGUGCAAAGCUCCAUUCACGAGCUUGAACGACUGGCGGAUGUGCUCGGCGAAGAGCCGCAACAAGGCGAGCCGUGCAGCGCGCGACGAGCCUCACUCCAUGCCACCUGCGAAGGCCAACUUGCCGCUUGCAAACUGCUUUCUGCCAAGCUUGAUCAGUACUGA